Messenger RNA from Ailuropoda melanoleuca (giant panda), 6587 nucleotides. RefSeq names its product APOBEC1 complementation factor (gene A1CF). Gene Ontology annotation, molecular function: RNA binding. The record is from RefSeq and is a predicted model, not a curated record. The transcript has 12 exons. Bases 121 to 1899 code for a protein of 592 amino acids. NCBI's taxonomy places the organism in Eukaryota, Metazoa, Chordata, Mammalia, Carnivora, Ursidae.
AUAACCAGAGUGACACGUUGAACUCGCCAUAAUCAAGGAAACCUUUUCCGGGUGGGGAUCUCUGAAAUCACUCAGUGAGCAACCCUAAUUAACCUGAUUUUUUGCUGAUAAUCACUCUCAAUGGAAUCAAAUCACAAAUCCGGGGAUGGAUUGAGCGGCACUCAGAAGGAAGCAGCCCUCCGCGCCCUGGUCCAGCGCACAGGAUAUAGCUUGGUCCAGGAAAAUGGACAAAGAAAAUAUGGCGGCCCUCCACCGGGCUGGGAUGCUGCACCCCCAGAAAGAGGCUGUGAAAUUUUUAUUGGAAAACUUCCCCGAGACCUUUUUGAGGAUGAACUUAUACCAUUAUGUGAAAAAAUUGGUAAAAUUUAUGAAAUGAGAAUGAUGAUGGAUUUUAAUGGCAACAAUAGAGGGUAUGCAUUUGUAACCUUCUCAAAUAGACAGGAAGCCAAGAACGCAAUCAAGCAACUUAACAACUACGAAAUUAGAAAUGGGCGUCUCUUAGGGGUGUGUGCCAGUGUGGACAACUGCCGAUUGUUUGUGGGGGGAAUCCCGAAGACCAAGAAGAGAGAAGAAAUCCUAGCAGAGAUGAAAAAGGUCACCGAAGGUGUUGUGGACGUCAUCGUCUACCCGAGCGCUGCAGAUAAAAGCAGAAACCGGGGCUUUGCCUUCGUGGAGUACGAGAGUCAUCGGACGGCUGCUAUGGCCCGAAGGAAGCUGCUGCCAGGAAGGAUUCAGCUAUGGGGACAUCCUAUUGCAGUAGACUGGGCGGAACCCGAAGUGGAGGUGGAUGAGGACACAAUGUCGUCAGUGAAAAUCCUCUACGUGAGAAACCUGAUGCUGUCCACCUCAGAAGAGAUGAUUGAGAAGGAAUUCAACAAUAUUAAACCAGGUGCUGUGGAGAGGGUAAAGAAGAUUCGAGACUAUGCUUUUGUGCACUUCAGUAAUCGAGAAGAUGCAAUGGAGGCUAUGAAAGCUUUAAAUGGGAAGGUGCUGGAUGGUUCCCCCAUUGAAGUGACCCUAGCCAAACCAGUGGACAAGGACAGUUACGUUAGGUACACUCGAGGCACAGGUGGAAGGGGCACCAUGCUGCAAGGAGAGUACACCUACUCUUUGGGCCAUGUUUAUGAUCCCACCACAACCUACCUUGGAGCUCCUGUCUUCUAUGCUCCUCAGGCCUAUACAGCAAUCCCCAGCCUUCAUUUCCCAGCCACCAAAGGACAUCUUGGCAACAGGGCCAUUAUUCGAGCCCCUUCUGUUAGAGAAAUUUACAUGAAUGUACCUGUAGGGGCCGCGGGAGUGAGAGGACUGGCUGGCCGUGGCUACUUGGCCUAUACCGGCCUGGGUCGUGGAUACCAGGUCAAGGGAGACAAGAGAGAAGACAAACUCUAUGACCUUUUACCUGGGAUGGAGCUCACCCCAAUGAAUCCUGUCACUUUAAAACCCCAAGGAAUUAAACUUGCUCCUCAGAUAUUAGAAGAAAUAUGUCAGAAAAACAGCUGGGGACAACCAGUGUAUCAGCUGCACUCGGCUAUCGGACAAGAUCAAAGACAACUAUUCUUAUACAAAAUAACCAUUCCUGCCCUGGCCAGCCAGAAUCCCGCAAUCCACCCCUUCACGCCUCCGAAGCUAAGUGCCUAUGUGGAUGAAGCAAAGACCUACGCGGCUGAGUACACCCUGCAGACGCUGGGCAUUCCCACUGACGGGGCUGAUGCCCCCAGCGCGGCGGCUGCCACCACUGCCUUCCCAGGAUAUGCUGUCCCCAGCGCAACGGCGCCCGUGUCCACAGCCCAGCUCAAGCAAGCGGUGACCCUUGGACAGGAUUUAGCAGCAUAUACAACGUAUGAGGUUUAUCCCACUUUUGCAGUGACUGCCCGAGGGGAUGGAUAUGGAGCCUUCUGAAGAUCUCUUUAAGAUAAGACACACAAAACUCUAUCUAGAAGAAAUAAACCUCUCAGUUUCCUUAUGAUCACAAGUCCUACUUUUUCUCAAGAGAUGCCUUUCCCAAGACUGUACAGCUUAUACUAAUGGUAGAAUCAGGAUACAAGAAUGUAUUCCCUCUGAAAUCAAAUGUCAAGAAGUCUUUUAUGUGACAGAAAGCUUAAGAGCCAUUGUCCGAGAAGUUGGUUCUCCCAGGUUCCUGAGUCACUAGGGUGUCUGUUUACGCACCCUGACAACAUGGAGAGAGAUCUUUUAACCAGCAAGUGUUCAGGGGCUGAGCAGACCUGGUCAGUUAGGAGCAACAAAGGGAGGCAAGUAAACUCCAGAGUCUUAAGCCCAGCUCACAGCUGCUUUUGUGAUACACAAAGUCAUGGACAGGCAGCGGGGAAGGUGGGAGGAUGCUUUUAUAAAAAUGCUUUCCUUGUUGUUGCCCAUUGCAUGGGAAAUGUUCUCAGGGCAGAGCCUGUGAAAGACGGCCCAAGGUUUGAUGGGGCCAGCAUCGCUUCCAUCUGAAAAUUCUGCUGCAUCAAUCUGUCCCGGGUCACCAUCUCCCUGACCCCUGUAGCCCCUGGGGACCACCUGGAAACCAAUGGGAUGUGUUGUGGAUAAGAAUAAAAUGAAUCCAGGCCCACUAUUAAACUCAUCAGCCCACCCCUCUUCUUCCAUGGAACCCCCAUCCUUCCCAAGGGUCCCCCAACAUAAUAAUCACCCCAACUUAAAAUGGCUUCUUCUCAUCUUAAACACUGACUUGCCCACAUGGAUUUAUUUUCAUAUCAGUCUCAUUUUGCUCAUGUCUAACACCAUAAAAAAGUACAUCCAGUCUACAGAAUAUCACUGAGGAUGCUUUUUCGCAUCCAGCAAAUGGGCUGAAAAGUCAUUUCAAACAGAGAAGUGAAGAUCUACUCUCAUUCCUUUGGUCUUUUUGCAGCAGCCAGACCACCACCCAGUGUUCAGAAGUAGUUAUAUUAAUGUGGGGUCAGCCUUGGACUGUCUAACCCACUUACAGUAAAUCUGCCACGAAAUCUUCUCCCUUUCCUUCCUUCUACUUUCCACGAGUAUCAGAUAGCUUUACUGUAUCUGAGCCCUUUGGUCUUGAAGCAGCCACAGAAAACCUUACACCCCCCCACUGCUGAUUAGAAGCAGAUUCUUAGACACCAGCAAGCGUGUUAGUGACCAAAGUUCCCUAGAGCUUUAGGCCUCUCUCCAGGAACAUCUCAUGGAGAUGCAGGAGCAAUAAAAACUGGGAUGGAAGGAAUAGAAGGCACUGCUUUCUUGCCAUACUUAUAAAUGACUGCUUUUUGUUCAAAACAGAAAUAAUCGAGGUCUGAACUCCAAAUACUUAUCACCACGGCUUCUGUCUCAUUAGUGAUUUAAGACAUACAGCACCAGAAUUUCCAGUUAAAAAAACCCCUGGGCCCUGGUACAAUCCUAUAGGACUCAACAGAAAACAGAAACACAAAGACAGACAAAUUUGUCAACUCUCAAAUGGAGUCCUGUGAUCCAACAUCAGCCCAGAUUCCAGUCAAAAUCAGCUAAAUUCCAGUAACAAUUAAAAUUCCCUAUAACCUUUCAGUUCUGUUAACUCCAAUCAGACAUCAAAGGCCUCAAGGCUACAGCUCACAUUCUGAAAGGCUCGGUACUUUUGGCAUUUAUGUGUUUUUCCCUAGGCCAGUGGUUCCCAAACCUGGCUGCACUUCAGGAACACCUGGAGUGCCUUGCAGACUGCCAAUGCCAACAUGGUGCCCAAAACCCAUUACAGUAGACUAUCAUGGGGCAGGAGCCUGGUGUCAGUAUUUAAAGAUCUUAAGUGAUUUCAAUGUGCAACUAACUUUGGGAAUGGCUAUAGUCUUUCUAUUUCAACCCUCUCCCCUAAUGUUUUCCUUAUUUAUUUCACCUUCAUUAAAUAGAAAAAUGCAAGAAAAAUUUGUCUAAGUUCAAACAGAUAGCCAAAUCAUAUUUUUAUAAAUAUUUAUCUCAUAAAAAGUACAAAUUUGAAUAUAAUUCAUAUUGGCUUCAAACUAACUCUUGGACAAAACUAAUUUUAAAACUGAGAGAGAAAAAUUCCUCCAUCAGCAACUCUUAGGUCCAAAUCAACAUUCCCCUAUAGACCCGCUUUUAUACUCAAAAAGAGUAAUGACAUGGGGGCAGGCAAGUUCCUGUUUAGUCCAAAAAAAAGACUCCAAAUUCCAAGAGCAAAAGUUUUCAUGUUCUUUAAAAUCUUUGAAAAUAGGAACAGUGCCCUGGAUGUCUAGCCAAUGCCAAAUAGAAGGUCUGAUCCAGAAGAGAAAUGUAAUCAGAAUGAACAGUUAGUUAAUACAGGAAUCUCUUAUGAGAAAAAUCUUUAUUUCAGAUCAAAUCAUCACGAUUUUUUUUAAAGGCUAAGAACAGAAACCUAAAUAUACAAAAACAGCAAAGUAUCAAGAAACUUGCUCCUGGAACACCAUCUCAUUACUUGCUUAAGGAAACACAAGUAUUUGUACAUUUACCUCCUAAGGACUGAUAUUAUUCGAGUGAGUAGAUGUGGUUUUGCUUUUUACUGAAGUUUUACUUCCCUCUAGUAAAAUCUAGAGAAUACUUUGAAUUCCAUUAGAACAUAUUCAUAGAAAGUAUCAAUGUGUCCACUGUGCCAUCUGUAUUUACUUUGUCCAAAUUAAGUACCGUAGGACAACUAUACAGCUCUAUAAACUCACAAUACAGCUACAAUGAGUUUGAAACUUUUAAAAAAUGGGAUCAUUAAAAAUCAUGUGUGGAACCAAAGAUUUAUUUGGCAUGAUGUCUAUACUUUUAGACUUCAGAUAUUAGCACCUAUCUAAUACCUAUUAUAUCUUGUGCAUCAUUAUCGAUUUUUUUUUUUUUGGUUAUUUCUUCCUUGCUUCCUCAAAAAAAAAAAAAAACCUCUUUACAUAAAGAGGAAAUUAAAAUGAGUCAACCAACCAAAAAUAAAAAUAUAAUGAGCGAACCAACCAAGUGAUAACAGAAUAUCUAAGCCAAUAAUUUAGACGCAUCUAGUAAGAAAAAAGUUUCUAAAUUUUGGUAAUUAAUAGCUUAGUGAAAAUUAAAAUCAACCAAUGUUACUUAGAAGGAAGUACAGCAGCAGUCAGAUUGGACAUCUGUUUUCUCACCUGUAAAAAUGCUGCAUAUUCUGAAAUUGUUAUACUUCUCUCUCACCCCAUUACUGUAGCUAGAAGACCAUCUUUAACUGCAACAAGAUACCCAUUCUUUUACAUAGCUAGUUUUCUUCUCCCACCCCUGCCCAGUCCUGGUAUCAUGCCAAACCACACUGUGUUGGGAUAAAAGCACCCAAUAUGCUGCUAGAAAGCUACCUCGUGUUAAGAAAAUACUGACUUAAAGACGUAUCUAACAAACCAUAGUUCCUUAACUUUUUAAUGGUGGAUGGAGAUCACAUUAUAGCUAUGUAUUAGUAAUAGUUGCUCAGGAAACUAGUUUUAGUUUUACUUAGAAGUUUAAAAAACACACACACAUUCUUCCAAUCACAUAGAUGAGCUUUUCAUAAAUAUUGCUUCAGUAUAAUUUUCAAUUCAUGUACAUUUUCACUCUGUUUUUCAGUGACGGUUUUAUAGUUUCACCUUGAAAACUGGGUCACAAUUUGAAUCCGUGGGGGACAGGGGGAUUCUCCAGGGUGCCUUUUCAAGAAUGAGGGUUAGUAAAGAAAGUUAGUAUUUUGAGUAAAUUGUCUUUGUAUCCAAAGCUACAAAGUUUGAUAAAAUGCAUUAUUGCCGUGCAACUCCAGGCUUAUCCAAGAUUUCCCAAAAGUAACUUACAACUAAAAGUGGACAAUGUGUCCCAGGAUUCACGUGAGGCUAUGAUCACUCAUCCCUUCCUUGUAUUCCUACAAAAAUUCCCAGGAGAUGAAAUGUACCUACAACUUUACCUGGAGACUUGGUACUUUUUCUGUCUUGUGGAUACAUUUUUACCUAUUGUAGAUACAUCUGUCCAAGACAAAACUAAGUUUCACAUGUGACACCUUACGUGAAUUUUGUGAUAAAUACUCUUAAAAGAAAACACUAAGAGCAUGAUUUAGGCAUUUUAAUGUACUUACUGGAAGACAGAGGAACUAGGCAACCAACAUUCCCAGCUGAUGUGUAAUAGUACGUGUUUCAUUGACCUGAUCACCAAAUUUGAUGCUGAGAUUUUACUUCAUUCUAGUGACCUCUUGAGAAUGCUUCAAGCUUUAUAAGAAUAUAGCCAUAAAAAAUGUAAUAUGUCCACUAGGAUAUAUGUUUAUAUUUGCCAACAUUAGAAUACAGCAAAGCAAGUCCUGCUAUAAUGAGUAAAACCAUUAGGAAAAUGAGAUUUUUUCCAACCCCCCAUGCCCUAUCACUUUACUUAUGGAGUAAGACAUUUUUUAAAAACUCCAUUCAAUAAAAACAUGGAUACAGAAUAUUCUAUUGCUCCCAAAAUGCCCAUUUUAAAAGCCAUCUUUUUCUUACAGUGUUUAUACAGAAAGUAAAAUGUGUGAGUUUAAUAGGGACAGCAGUGCAUACCUUGAACACAUAGACUCAUUUAUGGGAGAAUGCAAACUUUAUGCGUCCCGAGGUCACCUCAGUUUUGUAGGAAAGAUAAAAGAAAACCUUAAACCUCAGCUAAUAGUGAAGAGAAAUUAGUAGCCAAUACAGAAGUGAAAAAUA